This is a messenger RNA of Helianthus annuus (common sunflower), 1727 nucleotides long. Its product is annotated as arogenate dehydratase/prephenate dehydratase 6, chloroplastic. Bases 256 to 1545 code for a protein of 429 amino acids. Gene Ontology annotation, molecular function: arogenate dehydratase activity; prephenate dehydratase activity. The transcript has a single exon. The record is from RefSeq and is a predicted model, not a curated record. Gene Ontology annotation, cellular component: chloroplast; cytoplasm. Gene Ontology annotation, biological process: L-phenylalanine biosynthetic process. Lineage: Eukaryota; Viridiplantae; Streptophyta; Magnoliopsida; Asterales; Asteraceae.
AAGUUGUGAAACAGGUAAAUUAUUAAAAGUUAAAAAAACACUAAUGGCAAAAAUAAUAUAAUAAGAAAAUUUAGAAAGAAGGAAAGAGGGGGGUAGGUGUGGGAUUUGACCCAACUAUUCAAAAGCCAUCACCUACACCCACAUAUAAAACCACAUACAUUUCACCUCUUCUUCCUCAGCUUGCAGAACAACAAGCUCCCGUAUCUUUAUAUAUUUUACUUUUACCCCUUCAUCUUUCUUCCAAACAUCUCCAAAAUGCAGUGUGUUGCUCCCUCAUCCAGCAUUGCUUUCAAGUCCAUAACGGUAACGCCGUCACACACCGUUUCCCACCGGCUCGCUCAGCCAAAGUUCAACGUCAAAUGCGACGCAGCUGCAACCAACGCCACUAACGCUUCCCUCUCAGCAGCCGCGCCAGCCACCAACAACUUCACAGCCGGCGGGAUAGGGAAGAGCCGAGCCGACUGGCAAAGCUCGUGUGCUAUACUAGCUAGCAAAGUGGAAUCACAGCAGCAGAAUACAGACAAAUCAAGCGGUGCUGAUAAAAUAACCGUCGUUAACGGCGUUAACGGCCACAGCAGUCUAGAUCUGGUUCCAAUUGAUAAGUUACCAAAACCGUUAACCAUCGCUGACCUUUCACCGGCACCGUCGCACGGUUCGACGCUCCGCGUCGCGUAUCAAGGUGUACCUGGCGCGUACAGUGAAGCGGCCGCCGGAAAAGCUUAUCCGAACUGUGACGCCAUUCCGUGUGACCAAUUCGAAGUUGCGUUUCAAGCGGUGGAGCUUUGGAUCGCAGAUCGAGCGGUUUUACCGGUUGAAAAUUCUCUCGGUGGAAGUAUUCACCGGAAUUACGAUCUACUGUUACGUCACCGCCUCCACAUCGUCGGAGAAGUUCAACUUCCGGUUCACCACUGCCUGUUAGCGCUACCAGGCGUACGGAAAGAGUACAUCAACCGUGUUAUCAGCCAUCCGCAAGCCCUAGCUCAGUGCGAGUUAACCUUAACAAAACUUGGUUUAACCGUCACUCGCGAGGCAGUAGACGACACCGCCGGAGCUGCCGAAUUCGUAGCGGCGAACAAUCUCCGUGACACCGCAGCGAUUGCAUCUGCACGCGCCGCCGAGCUCUACGGUCUCAACAUCCUAGCCGACGGUAUCCAGGACGAUUCAAGCAACGUCACGCGGUUCGUUAUGCUCGCUCGUGAACCGAUUAUUCCACGGACUGAUAUUCCGUUCAAAACAAGCAUAGUUUUCGCUCACGAUAAAGGAACAUCCGUUCUGUUCAAGGUUUUAUCGGCGUUUGCCUUUCGGAAUAUUAGUUUGACGAAGAUUGAGAGCCGGCCGCACCGCAACCGGCCGAUAAGGCUCGUCGGAGAUGAGAAUGUAGGGACGGCGAAACACUUUGAGUAUUUGUUUUAUGUGGAUUUUGAAGCGUCGAUGGGGGACGUUAGGGCACAGAACGCGUUGGCUGAGGUUCAGGAGUUCACGUCUUUCUUGCGGGUAUUGGGUAGCUAUCCCAUGGAUAUGACCCCUUGGUCACCAUCUAGAUGAUUAUUAAUUAAGUUAAAUAUUUUAUUUACUUUGGCAAUUGGUUUUGUUAUUUUUGUAAGGCUUUCUUUUUUCAAGAAAGAUGUAAAAUAUGGUGGUGGUUGGUGAUGAUUUCCCACAAAUUUGUAUGCUCUGCUUCUCCUUCUGGGCUCACAUGCAUUCAUAAUCAAAUAAUUUUAAGUAAA